Molecule: messenger RNA, 2089 nt
Organism: Melospiza georgiana
Lineage: Eukaryota; Metazoa; Chordata; Aves; Passeriformes; Passerellidae
Product: neuronal PAS domain-containing protein 4-like
Exons: 9
Coding region: 743-2089 (448 amino acids)
Biological process (GO): regulation of transcription by RNA polymerase II
Molecular function (GO): RNA polymerase II transcription regulatory region sequence-specific DNA binding; protein dimerization activity; DNA-binding transcription factor activity, RNA polymerase II-specific
Source: RefSeq, a predicted model, not a curated record
UCAGUUCUGUCACUGGGAGGAAUCUCAGUCUCUGGGGCAGUGAGUGGAGUCAAUCACCCCCAGAAAAGCUCAGCACCCCAUGCCAGCUGCCUCCAGGAGAGCAAACCUUUGUGGAGGACAGAUCUCCUCUGGGAAGGAAAGGUGCUCAUCAGGGAGAGGAGUCACUGACACUCCUCUUAAAGGUUCAGGGGUGCUGUGGCUCUAACCUGCCUCUGCCAGGAACCUAUUGCAGGCCUGGGCAUGGCACACUGUUCACCACCUUGGUCCUGGUGUUUCCACCUCUGUUUUCUUUCUUAUCAACUCCUUCUCCCAGCACCCAGGUCAGUCAUCAGUGGUACUGGAGAGCAGCUCCCAGUCAGGCAGACUUGACACAGGAUGUUUUGCAGGGCUGGCAGGAGCUGGGCAGAUGUGUGCCCCACAGGGAGAUCCCUGCUGCCUUUGUCACUGCCCCCUCCUGAGCGGCAGGUUUGCUUUAAAGACCCUGGCUUCCUUUUAUUACUUCCCCUCUCAAAUUUCAACUGCUUGCAAGGGCUAUUUUUAGCAGCCUGCCUUCUAAAAAUAGCCCCGAGCUGUUUGGAGUUGCGUCACAAGAGGUAAUUCUCGCCCCUGAGUGGCUUGGCCUCUGCACCCCAGGAGGCUACAAAAGGAGGCCAGGAGCAGCAGGGUCAGCAGGUUCAGCCACAGCCGCAGGCGAAGGAGGCAGCGGUUCCCUGCCAGCCCCAGGCAUCCCAGCCCCGGCAGCAUGACCAUCUUCUGCAGCCACUGCCACCGGCCACUGCAGGCAGAGAUGAGCUGCCUGCCCGCCAGGGCCAAGCAGGCGCCCAGCGCCCCGAGGCCCUUCAGGUCAACCAAGAGCGCUUCCAAGGCUCGCCGAGACCAGAUCAAUGCGGAGCUGCAGGCGCUGCGCUCCCUGCUGCCCAUCUCUGCCCAGGAGAAGGAGCGGCUCUCCUACCUGCACACCAUGGCCCUGGUGUGCCUCCGCCUGCGGGGGGCUCAGCUCUUCCCUCCAGGCUUGGCUCCUCCUACGGGACCGGCCAUUGGCACAGAGCUACUCUCCCUGCUCCCGGGGUUUCUGCUUGUGCUCUCAGCAGACAGCAAGCUGGUCUACAUCUCAGAGAACGUGGCUCAGGUCCUGGGCCUCUCUGUGGUGGAGCUGCUCGCCCAGGGGGACACAGUCUUUGACAUCCUGGAUGGGCGAGUGGGAGAGGAUGUGCACAAGAAGCUCCUCCUUGCCCGGGAGGAGCCUGGCAGGGAAGUCACUUUUGUCAGCGAGAUGCGCACAUCCAAGGCCUUCCGGCUGCAGCACGGGGGCAAUCGGGUGGUGGCAGUGUGCGGGCGCUUUGUGGCCCUGCACUGGCCACCCUCCCCCUCCACCACAGCCUUCCUGGCUCUCUGCACACCCCUUGUGCAGUCACCCACAGAUGGCGAAGCUGCUUCCCAGGAUGACAUGUUCCAGAGCAUGCAUCUCCUGGACAUGACGUUUAUUGAUGUCACGGAGAGUGUCACCUACCACCUCGGCUACCACCGGGAGGAGCUGGUCGGUCAGUCGUGGUACAGCCUCCUGCACCCUGAGGAUGCUGAGCUGGCAGCUGCCCAGCACAGGGCCCUGGCGCUGGGCGCGGGGGCCGGGCCGGCAGCGGGGACCGCCGUGCUGCGAGUGCUGCGCAGGGACCGCGCCUGGAGCUGGCUGCGAGUGUGGGCGCGGCGGGACGGCGGCUGCAUCACCUGCACCUGCCGCUGCCUCAGGGAGGAGGAGGCGGCCCACCUGCGCUCCCGGCAGCCCCGCGCCGCCGCGCCGCCCGCGGGCCGGGAUGUGGCCCGGCUGGCCGAGCAGCUCCGCGCCCUGGCCGACAGCCUCUCGCCGCCCGCUCCGCCCUGCCGCUGGCCCCGUCCCGAGGAAGCCGAGGACGAUGCCUCUGUCUGCUUUGGGAACUCUCUGCUGCACCACCCUCCUGCCCACUUCCUUCGGCUUCCCUUCGAGCAGAAAAUAGGGUGCGACAUUCCAAGUGUGCUCCCACAGCUGCAGGUGAUCCAGCGGGAGGCCAUGGCAAACCUUCGUUUAAACUUGGUGCUCGCAUUAGAAACUUAG